Molecule: messenger RNA, 9222 nt
Organism: Varanus komodoensis (Komodo dragon)
Lineage: Eukaryota; Metazoa; Chordata; Lepidosauria; Squamata; Varanidae
Gene: SLF2
Product: SMC5-SMC6 complex localization factor 2
Exons: 20
Coding region: 4424-7360 (978 amino acids)
Biological process (GO): DNA damage response; positive regulation of double-strand break repair; protein localization to site of double-strand break
Cellular component (GO): nucleus; site of double-strand break
Source: RefSeq, a predicted model, not a curated record
AGGGAGCGCACCGAUUUUCUUGUGACGGGCGCGAGGCCAAGCAGUUCUCCGGCGCUUCCAAAGCUUCCUGUGCUACUCCCGCCGCGUGCGAGUCUGUGGGCGUGCGCGCACCGCUCACUUUUCCUCGCCCCUAAGACAAUAGGGUGAUAAGAGUUGUGAGGUAAAAUGGAUCUCAGGUGCCAGGUGACACGCUCCUACGUGUGAAUGCUUCUCAAUGUAAAGGGUGCAAGGUCUGAUGCAGCAGGACCCAUGGGUACUAGCUGUUUCCAGCGAGAGUAAAAGAAAUCAAUUCGCCUUAGUUCCCAAGUGCUUUCUGCCCCUAAGGGCCAACUGACUAAGGAUCUCACUGGAGAUGCCACUUUCUGGUGGCCCAUUGGUGUCUUUAGAGGCAAACAGCUAGCUUGCAGGUUGCAUUCAGCAUGUUGUGUUGCCAUAGCAUAGUGUGACCCCAAAAUAUAGCUUGCCUCUUGUGAGUUUCCUUUCUUUUGCCUCCAAAGCAUAGCUGGGGGUUUGAUGAAAACAGAGUAAAAUAUAUAUUAAGGAUUUGGGUAAAAAUAUAGAAUGGGAAAAAGAUUGGUAAUAUUCUGAGCACACAUCAACAAGCAAUUGUAAGGAAGUGCAUCAGUUUUGCUGAAUAAGCAAUAAACAGUUCAGAACACCAAAUUCAUGGCAGAGAACAAAGAAAAAAAGACAGUUUGGUUGGAACAGCCCUGCAUUAAACUGCCUAUGUGGGUCUCCAAAGGCUCUGUAUGUCUGUCUGACCCAAAGCAAUAUUUCAAGCAAUGCAUUAUCUGGAGAUGGGGUCAUUCUAUGCAGUCUAAGGUUGAGGUACAGAACAUACAGUUCCUCAACAGGGGAAGACAGAAUUAGGGACAGUCUGGUCAUGGUGAGUGACAAUUGCCCAUCGGUCCUUCUAAAAAGAUGCUUUUCCUUUUAGAAGGAAGGCAGUCUAAGUUCAGAAAUGGUCAUCCCAUGAUAUCGGAAUUCAUGUAAAUAGAAGUGUAAACCCAAAGUAGCUAUAGCUGAGAUAAUAGUUUUGAACUGAAGAACAAGGGCGGUAAUAAUACUGGUAUUUUCCUGGGUAACUAUUGUAGGUAAUUGUGCUUCUUUCAGGAAAGAUUUGUGGUGACAAUUAGCUACUGCAAAUUGGUUUGAUAGGGUCCUCUAAAAGGUAUCUUGGGGCAGUUUUAGUAAACAGAUUUAUAAGCUUUUGUGAACUAGAGUCUUUUACAGCAAAUGCACAAGAGAGAGAUACAUGUAGGUUUAUAUAUGGAUGUAGAGGAAAAAAGUUGUAGACAACAGGGCCUGGAAGACAUAAAUUGCAAACAGUGCAGCAAACAAUACUGUGCAAGCCUAAAAAGUAUGCUAUUUUACCAUGCUAAUAAUUCAGAAUAGCAGUAAUUGGUGAAAACAACUCCCUAGCCUUGCUAUGCUACUCUAAUACCUGUAAUAGAAUGGGGGAGAGGCCUUGGCUCUUACUGAGUCCCAAGCAAAUAUUUGUUGACAAAAUCUAGUUUAGUAGUCUCCUUUUGCUGUAGAAUUGUUGCUGUUCUUUGGUGUUGCUGAUUAACAGGAAUGUAUUCUAUGCGAAUACUAUAUGGACAUACUCUGAAAUGAAAAGGAAAUAUUUUGACUUUAUUUCCAGGCAGAUAGCCAUGUUAUUCCUUUGCAAUAAAUCAACAACAGUCUGAAAGAUUAACACAUUUAUUGUGUCACAGUCUAUGAAAAUUUAUGCCGUAGUUAAUUCUUGUAGUCUCAACUACAAGAACACUAGUUGUUUAUCCUGAAAUUAGUUAUAGGACAAUUCAGUUUCUUAGAAUACUCUUCUUCUAUCACGGGUCUUGAGUAAAAGAACAUCAAAGGGAAACUUCAGUGUAACAUUGGUGAAAUAGAAUUUAUCAGCUGAAUUGAUAAUUUUGAGCUUUUGAGGGACUUGAUCAAAAGCGUUCUGAGCCUUUUGAGUUAUGUGUACUAGAUUGCCUGUCUACAUGUUUUGUUUGAUACUUGGAGACCUCUGAAAGACUGGAGCGGCAGGGCUUCUUUUCAGAAGUUACUGUAUAUACCAGCAUAUAAGGUAACUUGUAUAUAAGACUACAUUUUGGUCUGUUUUUCUGGUGUUUGUCAUAUGUUGGAUGUAUAAGACGAGCCCCCAAUUUUUCCUUUACUAUUUCCAGUUUCAAGGGUCCAGUAUAUGUGGGUUAAUCUCUUAUAUGCCACAUUGGCCAGGACGUCUCCAAUUAUAUUGUUUUAUAUUGUUAUUAUUUAUUUAUUGUUGUAAGCUGCCCCGAGGCUUCGGCAAAUGGGGCGGCAUAGAAGCUUUAUUUAUUUAGUAUGCUGAUUUGUCCAACAAGGCUUGUUCCAUACAUUAAAGAUACAGAUGUGUUUACAAAAAAUUAGAGAUCUAAAUUUUAUGCAUUACAGAAAUUUAGAGGUCUGACUGAUGGCUUGUGGCCACCUGGGGUCCUUUUUGGAUGGUAUUUUAGCACUAAGUUACUUACUUUAGCAUAAAAAUGUAAAAACCACAUUAGACUUCCUAAAACUGACAUGUGGGUCACUAACUUGAUAGAAUUAAAUUGGCCAGUUUUAUUCCAUUAAAAGCCCUCUUUUUGUACUGAUGUUUGUUUUAUGUCUAAUAUUGUUAUGGGAAAAAAGAGACUGUAGCUUAAUUGCACUUGAAGAGGAGACCAGGUGUAUGUGUAAGAAAGCUUUUUAAUGGAAACAGGGUUGCUAUUUUUUCUUUUUAAAAGUAGUCUUUUGUAUUAUGUUUGAAUCCUGUGCUGGGGGAUGUUUAUUGAUUAAUCUCUCAAAUUUCUUUCUUUUGAACUCAGAAUUUAGAAGGCUCUCCAGUGGCCAUUCCCUGAGUUUAACUGUGGAAUUGUAAUCUAUUUUGCAUUUAUGAAGUACAGACUUAGUUUACCAGCAAAAUGUGAGCAGCAGCAUGUGUAGAAACAGUAGCAUACAGUAACCUUUCUGGAACUGCAAGAGUAUCUGUUGUUCAAAUAAGUCUUAGCACCAGUUAGAAGUAACACUGCUGUCCCUUCUGUAACAAAGAGAACUCUGUACUCUUGCAUAGGGAUUACAUUGUUUUGUUUUUGUGAUUCAUCUUGUUUUGGAGGAAGAAAAGCACUGCAGCAAAAGCAGAGUCCUGGCAGAAGCUUUUUUUGAGAGCAUUUUGACCUUCCUGGAGCAAUCUGGCCCUGAAGGUGAGAUGUUUACAUAAAGGCAAGGCGCAUAUCUGCAUUCACACCUCUUCCUCGAAAGUGAAACAGAUUUUGCAAUUGUAAACUGCAAAUAUUUUGUGAAGCAUUAUUCUAAAACUGUGAAUACUAAAACAUCAGAUUAUCAAAAGCAACCAUAACAGAUUGAUUUUCUUAUGUAUUGAGUCUCACUUAAAGAUCAUCUUAGAUGUUAGAGUGUAGCUAUUAUAUCACAAUGUCUACUAUGUAAACAAUAUGAAGAAGUGUGGACCUGUUUCCUAGAGAAUUAAGAGGUAAACUGCAGACAGUGGUCCCAAAUGAGACCCUCUAAGUUGUUGAUAUUCAGGACUAAAUUGUUAAUAGUACAUUUGCCACUAAAAUAUUACCUGCAUCCAUCUACAAUGUGGAAUCAAAUAUAUGUGUUUGAGACUGGUGUAAGGUAAGCAUUUAAUGGAACCAUUGGAAAUCCAGUGUUCCCUAAAAAUACAUUUUAUAUAGGAAAUGCAGUGUUCCCUAAAAAUACAUUUUAUAUAAUGUGGUCCUAUCAAUGUUUGUAACUUGAUUUGUGCUUUCUAUGAUUGAAGCAUGUUUGGUCUACUCCAGGUUUGAGGAACCUCAGACUGCCCAAGCAAAUAUAUCACACUGAGGUUCCUCAGAUGGCUGUGUUCCCAUCUCCAUCAUCCAGUCCGUUUCCCUCAGCACCAAUUAUCCAGUGGUUUCCUGGCUUUUGUACAGUUCCUCCUCCCCAUUUCAAAGAAACCAGUGCAUUACUGACUUCUUCAAACCAGUCCUAAAACAAGGUAAUUCAGUCUUUUUUAUUUUUAUUUUUUUUAAAGUUCAUGUAAAAUUCUUCUUCAGCUUAGAGUCUCAACACACAUGGCACUUACCUAUGGGGGGAAAAAAUCUAGGUUUGUGUAACUUUCAGUUUUUACCCUGUGCUGCAGGUUUGAAGCAGCUGCUCAUGCUUCAAGUGCAGUGAGGAAUGAAAAUAUAGAACAUAAUGCAUUGCACCAGGCUUUUUGUUACCAGACAGAGGAAGUGAAUGCAGGAAUGGGGAAGCGGAUUUUCAAGUCUCAUGUUCAGAGCUUCCUAGAAAAACUGUGUCUUCUCCAAAGCCAAAUAGAAGAAAGAAGUUGUUGCCAGCAUCAAACAGGAGUCCUAUAAAAGAGGCUCUUUUAAAGGCUGCUAGGUCAGAGAAAAAAGAUUAUCCAGAUAUUGGAAUCAAUAUGACUAUGAAGGCCGCUAAUCAAAAAGUAUUGGUUCAGAAAAUUUGCAUAGUAGAUAGCUCUACUGACUGUCCAUUGAAAGAUAGUACCUUCACAAAAACCCAUGAAAUAAAUGGAAAAUGUCCGGUUCGAACAAGAACACCAUUAGUGGAAAAUAGUAGAGAACGUAAAAUGGAACAUACAACUGGUUCAGACUUGAAUAAAUGGACUUCAAUAUCAGAAAAUGACAGCUUGGAAAAGGAGAGCCACAUAUCUUGGUGCAAAAAACCCAGGGGUUCUAAGAUGCUACAGCCUGAUUCAGUUACUACAUCAUCUCAGGUAUUAUUAGAAACUGUUGGCAGAGAAAGACAAAUGAAGGAGAAAAUGCAAUCCAAGCAACAAUCUUUUGGCUCUGUAAAUAAAUCUUUAGAAACUAGUCCUUCUAACCAGGACUCCAGCCAUCUCUUAAGAAAAAGAGCAAGCUUGGCAUCACAGGAAUCUUCCUCAGGAUGUGUCUCUGAUAAAAGUAUUAUGAAGCAAAGCCAGUCCUGCCCAUCAGCUCACCUUAACCCCUCAAAUACCUCUGGAAUAUCCAAACAUAAAGAAUUUUCUGGAAAACGGAAAAGAAUCUCUUUGAAAAUGGAUAUGAAAAGUUCACAGAAGCCGACAGAGAAACACAAUUUUAGUAGUUCACUGGAAAAGGAUAAUUCUGACUACGUGAAGGAUCAAAUGUUAUCUAAUGUGCAACAAGAUGUUAUGAAUCCAUCAAACAAGGACUUGCCUGUUUCAGUAGAAUUUCUUGAUGUUGAAGAAAAUGGAGACAGUGCUUAUGACUAUAUUACAAACACAAAUAAGCAGAUUCAAACUGCAGAUGUCAAAGAGAGUCAGUCACAGAAGUUUUCUCAAGAAGUUGUUGGUUUCAAAACUUUUGGCAAUGAAUUAAUUGCAUCUCAAGAAAACCUGUUGAUUUCCAAGCAGUCAAAAGAGCUAAGUUCACAUAUUCAGAGUACUAACUUACUCAAAGCACUGGAAAGGAAGGUUCAUAAGAGAGACCCUCCAUUUUGUAGGUCUGAUAACUCCCCACUUCCCCCAACAUCAUACAAGAGUUUGUUAAAAGAGAAAGCAGAAGAAACUCGUGAAAAUGUCUCUACUGUUCCUUCCCAAAGAAGUGCUGUGUUGCAUGUGCCCUCAUUGACAGAUAAUAAUAUUCGGUCAUCAGAUGCUUGUGAUCCUGUGCCCAUCCCUAGAUCAUCAUGCAACUUAAAUGAGUUGAAUAAGGGAGUUUCCAAUCCAAAGACAGAUACGUUGAAUAGCAAGCUAGGGAGCCUUUCUGUUUGUGAGGAUGGGACUUCUGACUCUGAUUUGGACAGCAGCGAUGAUGAACUUAUGACAUUGGAAGAGAUCUUGGCCCAAAGUAUCAGGGCAUCUGCAAAAAGGUCAGAACAAAGAAGUGAUGAGGAUGAUAUGACAGACACCAUGAUUGCAUCACAUAAUAUUGCUGUCUCUUAUAUGAAUCACAUGGAGGAUCUUUUGAAGGAGAAGGAGGAGUUCAGAAGGGCGGAUGAACUAGAGCAACAGCUACAGCAACUUGAAUGGGGAGCUGAAAUAAAUUCUCUGCCUGAAAAACAACCUGAUGAUGGGAAACUAUCUGCUGAACAAAGAGCAUUUUUGGAGAGAUUUUCAAUAAUCAGUGAUACCAUUCCUGACCAGCAUCCAGGCGAAAAUAUAUUUCAACUAAUACAUGCUGGGAAGAUCUUCAAUCAGCAUAACCUUGAUUUGAGGAAUUCUGGAUUUCACCCCCAAAAUCCCAUUGAAAAAUAUCUUCUUGGAUCAGGAAUAACGCAGCAGCUAUUUGUAAUCAUUGAAGGGUUACUUAAGUCAGCUUACCAUAGUUCUCCUUGUCCUGUCCCCAUUUUAAAAUGGAUGUUUCAGAUGAUGUCAAUUCAUCCAGACAGCUCAGUUUCAAGGAAGAUUUUGGAUGGGUUGAUGACUUUAACAGUUGAACAUGCUUCAGCUGACAAUGACCACCCAAGGCCAUGGAUCCCAUCACUAUUUGAUAUAGCAGCUGUGCUAGUCAACCUGGGUGCUCCCUUCUGUGCAUUGUUUCCACUGCAGAAUUUUCAACCCAGUUUUACUGAAGAUGACAUUAUGUCUGAAAUGAGUGAAACGGUGAUGAAACAACAAAGUGGAGAUAUCCUUGGAGAUUCAACUCCUUUCUUCCUUCUAAUAGACACCAGUCUUUGCAACAUGGCUAAGUUUCUACAACUGUGCAUAAGCAUAUGCCCAGAUGGCUACACAGAUGAAGAUAUAUUUCUGUUGUUACUGCUGCUAUUUAAACUGAGCUUGGAAAAAGAGCUGAAACAAUUUCCAUUAGUGGACUUGGAGUGCCUUGUUAUAAAACUGUUGGAAAACAUUAGAGAGUGGGAUACAAAGAUGGCUGAGUUAUGUGUGGCAAUAAGCUGCUUGUCCAACCAUCAUCACAAUCUGUUGUGGCUGGUUCAGUUUGUCCCCAAUUGGAUUACCCGUGGAAGACAAGUUAGAAGACAUCUUAGCUUGGUAAUAAUCUCAAAGCUUCUUAAAAACCAUGAGAGCAUACCCAGUAGCCAUGAUCAGCAGAUGUCACUUCUGUGUAAGAAUCUAGUGAAGAUGAAACCUUCAAAUCUGUUAAAGAGACUCUCUGAACCCCAGGUGUAUUAUUUGAUCUACGUGCUUCUUCAUCUGGUCAGGGAAGCUACCAAUGCUGAGGUUAUAGACUGCAGUCAUAGGGCAUGGCUGUUGAAACUCUGCAGCAGUUUGGAGAAGCAUGUAAAAUGCGAUAUUAGAGAAGAUGUCAGGCUAUUCUAUAGAACUAAGGUAAAAGACUUAGUUGCCAGAACAUACAGCAAAUGGCAGGAAAUGAUACACAGCUGUCGGCCCACUCAGGGGAAAAUACAUGAUUUCUGGGUACCAGAUUCUUAAAAUGGAUAAUUCAGAAUGUGAAAAAGGAUGUCAAGACAAAGACAAUAAGAGGAUGAAGACUACAGGAUGGAGGCUCCAUGAAGAGGAAAUCCUGUAACCCAGGCGUCUCCCAGUUCCCCAACAAUUUAACUGAGCAAUUCACAUAAUUAAGACUGCCUUUUAAAAGUGUGUUUGACACUAGAACAGAGCUAAUUUCCUAUUUGUGAGAAAAGUAUCUCCUUUUCUUCAAUGCAGUCUGAAUUGGAUGGUCGGGUUACUUUCUUUUCCAUGCUUUUCUAAUUCCAUGGAACUAUUCUUAAACUUCCUUCGUGCUUUUACAGUGAAUGUGACUGCUACAUUUUCUAUCAUGCAGCACUUACCACUAAUACUGGUUUUGGAUAUUAAAAAGAUACUGCUCUGCUCAUAUUGCAAUAAUGCAGUCCAUGUGGAGGUAGCUCUCAUAAAUUAGCACAACUAGUGAUGACUUUGAAAAGGAUGAACUGUGAAAUUGAACUGUUCAGAAUGUGAAUGAGCUACAGUCCUAUAUACAGUUGGAAGCAAAUUUUAUUGACUCCGUUGAUUUAUUUCUGAGUAAGUAUGACAAGUAUUGCACCCUUAUCUUCAUAGACACAUUUAAUCUCUUGAGCGAACAGGUUAGUAAAACAGACUCACAAACCCCUUUUAGACGUUAACAAGAUUCAUCAUAGUUCAUAAUGAGCUUUCAGUUAUGAAAAAAUACAAAAUGCAAAUCUAAGAGGUCUCUGUCAGGCAAUAGUCUGAAAAUGUUCAUAAAUCUAGAAGAAUGUAUUCUGCUGUGCCUGAUCAUACCACUAUAGACGUAUAUUUUUUAUUUGUAUAUAAGACAGGUAUAUGUUCUAAUGUUGAUUUGAAUAUUUAAUGGGCAAGUCUCAGUCUUUAUGUUACUUAAUAUAACAUUCAAGUGGAAUAGAUGUUUAUUAACUAAUUUAACCUGUAUAUUUUAUUUUCUGUGCAAUUUUAUAUUGUGACACUUGCACUGGUAUAACCUAUGAAUGAAUAUAAAAUGUUAGAACCCAUAGCAGAAAUGAUGUAGACUUGAUUCUAAAGUACUUGAUUUUUAAAUGAAGACCCUUUUGACACUGUUUAAAUCACGUUGUUAUCCACUUCAAGGUGAAGUAUGAAAAAAUAGUUUAAUAAAAAUACAUAGUACCCUGUAGCCACUAGCUAAGGGUCCAGUUCGGCACUGUUAAAUCAGUGGGAGCAUUGUCUUGGAUUCCAGUGUAAGGUAAUUUGUACCCUAAAGUGUGUGAAAAUAUUUCAUAGUUACAGUGUUGUUCAGACUUUCUCUGUUUCCAAUUUACUACAAGUUGGUUUGGCAAUGCUUCAUUUCUUACUUUUUAAAGAAGGAAGAAUUUUUUAUUUUUUUUAAGAAGUGGUUGGGUAGAUUUUACCAUUCCUACAUUCCACAGCCAGUACCCAGAGGACACUGGGCAUGCUAGGAGAAAGCCCUUCAGUUUCAACGGAGAGAGGCUUCUUUUUCCUUCUAGCUGCAACACUUUGCACUGCUUUGAAACGAUCUCUAGAGGGUCAUCUAACCUGAAUGAGUAUCCUUUCCAGCAAGUCUGGACAAGCCCUGGUGUUGCCUGCAUGCACAGCCUCCUGGCUCUUGGCCUAUAUUUAAAAGCCCCUCUUGUUAAAUGGUACCUCUGAAUAUAUUCUUAUGUGUAGUUUUAAAAAGUCAAAUCGUUUAUAUAAAAAAUACCAAAAUUGCCUACUAACUUUAGUGGCAGUUUACUAUAUCCAGUUGUAUUACUUUUUCAUUCCUUGGAACUAUGCCAGUCUCAGUUUAACCACUUUUUAAUGGAAUGGAUCUAAUUGUAAGAAUAAACUAUACAAUAACUGUU